AUGUCCGCUCAAGAUUACUACAACGGUGGUGGUGGCGGCUACCCCCAGCACCCCCAACCUUCUUACGGUCCUCCUCAAGGUCAAUACGGCCCUCCCCAAGGACAGUAUGGUCCUCCUCAGGGACAGUACGGUCCCCCACAAGGACAAUAUUACGGCCCGCCCCAAGGCCAACCUCCCAUGCAAUACCAACAGGCACCUCCUCAACAGAGCGGUGGAAAGAAGGGCGGCGGCGGCGGUUGCUUGGCUGGUUGCUUGGCCGCCCUGUGCUGUUGCUGCGUUGCUGAAGAAGGAUGUGAAUGCUGGUAA
Fusarium coffeatum is the source of this 306-nucleotide messenger RNA. RefSeq lists its product as uncharacterized. NCBI's taxonomy places the organism in Eukaryota, Fungi, Ascomycota, Sordariomycetes, Hypocreales, Nectriaceae. The transcript is spliced from 2 exons. The coding region runs from base 1 to 306 and encodes 101 amino acids. The record is from RefSeq and is a predicted model, not a curated record.